Messenger RNA from Olea europaea var. sylvestris, 749 nucleotides. RefSeq names its product expansin-like B1. The transcript has 3 exons. Lineage: Eukaryota; Viridiplantae; Streptophyta; Magnoliopsida; Lamiales; Oleaceae. Gene Ontology annotation, cellular component: extracellular region. The record is from RefSeq and is a predicted model, not a curated record. The annotation marks the transcript as partial.
ACAGAUGCAGCCACAUCUCUUUUAGCACUUGGCAUAGUCGAUAUUGAAUAUAGACGGGUUCCGUGCAGUUACCCAAACAAAAAUAUUACAUUCAAGAUUGAUGAAAAUAGCAAUAACCCUCAUUACCUGGCUUUUGUAAUUUGGUAUCAACAAGGCAGGAAAGAUAUAACUGCAGUGCAACUAUGUGAGACACAAAACUUUGAAUGCAAGCUACUUGAUCGGAUGUAUGGAGCAGUAUGGACAGCAACCCCACCACCUAGUGGAUCUCUAUCAAUAAGGAUGUUAUUUAGUGACGACAAUGGAGACGAGACAUGGGUAGUUCCAGUCAAUAGCAUACCUCAAAACUGGAAGCCUGGAGACACGUAUGACUCGGGAGUACAAGUGAAUGCCUAAGACAAAAAAUCCUCGUGUUACCUGAUUAUUUUGUAUAACUUAUACAAGCCUCUAGCAUAUUCAUGUUAGGAUUUUUCCUUUCCAUAGAAUUCCACAGCUUGUUAAAUAUAAAUGUAAUCAUUAAAUUAAUAACUAGUAAAAUAAAUGGACACAACAGUAAGCAUAAUUUUUUAUUAUUGAUAAUGUUGGACCGUGUGGAACCCAACUGUGUUGUUCACUUACCGCUUGACUGGGGGACAUAGUUUCCUAUAAUAUAUGAAGGAACAUGAUAGGAAGGGGCAUUUUCCAUCAGGCAAGACAUAAAAGUGUAGGAAAAACUUGUAAUCUCAUUCAAUAUAGUGAAAAAAAGAAAAAAG